GUCAACAAAAAAACAACAUUGUUUGAUAAUCAAAAUAAAACACCGAAAAUCCGAAAUCCUUCCGCGAAAUUUACCAAUUUUUCGAAUAAACUGUCUAAAAUUAAUGUUCGAAUACUUUAAUAAAAUCGCAAACCUGGAGAGAAAAUGUCGAACAACGACCUCGUCGUACCUCCCGCCCUGCUGGAAAAAAUCAAAGCUCUCGACGACAUAGAAAAAGAUAUCAUAACAUGUUUACAAAGCGCAGGUCAAGCAUUCAACGAACUGAGUAAAGAGAAAACCAGUCAGAAACAAGUUGAAAACCACACGAACAAUUUCUUAAAAGUAUUGGGAAACGUAGAAACCAAACUCACCGAUCAAAUCAACUACCUUAUUCAAGGAUCUACCGGUCAACCUCACGAAGGCUCUGUAUAUGGCACAGAAAGAGUGCGAAAAAUGCUCCUUCAAAGACUGGAACACGCCGAAAGAAGAGUAACCGAAUUAGAACGAAUAAGGAGUAAACAUUUAUACGAACGAGUUACGAAUAAAAAACCGAGAAAAAUGGAAUAAUUUAUUACAGUAAAAAAGAGAGAUAAAAACCAUACGAAUAGUUGCCAAUGUCGAUGGUUCGUUAUCCUAUACUCGUUAGCUUAGGGAAAGGGUCGAUUUUACUCAAUACGAGUUUUUGAUGACUCAACGAAAUAUAUCCUUUAACUUUACCCUCGUGGAUUAAAUUAGCUAAAAUACAAUGCGUCUCAUCUAGAUCGAUUUCCGGGUCUUCGAAUAUUUGUAAAGUAACCAUUAAAACGUUCAUAUCGAUGAGGGGAUUUUUAUGCAACAGGAAUCUAGAAAAAAAACACGAGAGCUCGAAAAUUUCGGUAAAAUAGUCGUAAAUUUGAAUAAAAAGGUAACUUACACUUUCUUGAACAUAUUUCGAUAGGUAAUCAUACGUAAUUUUUCGACAACCGUGUAGAUUCGAUAUUUACAUAAGAGAGCUUGGUACGUCGACAUGACUUGCACGAGUUCGUUCACUCUGCCUCUUUUUACAGCGUUUGCAAUAUCCCACAUUGGCAACAGGUCGUAUUUCUCUAGGACUUCUCUGGUUGGCAUGUAACCC
Planococcus citri (citrus mealybug) is the source of this 1093-nucleotide messenger RNA. Its product is annotated as mediator of RNA polymerase II transcription subunit 11-like. Gene Ontology annotation, biological process: regulation of transcription by RNA polymerase II. Gene Ontology annotation, cellular component: mediator complex. NCBI's taxonomy places the organism in Eukaryota, Metazoa, Arthropoda, Insecta, Hemiptera, Pseudococcidae. Bases 145 to 546 code for a protein of 133 amino acids. Gene Ontology annotation, molecular function: transcription coregulator activity. The record is from RefSeq and is a predicted model, not a curated record. The transcript has 3 exons.